Messenger RNA from Anoplophora glabripennis (Asian longhorned beetle), 746 nucleotides. RefSeq names its product COMM domain-containing protein 4. The coding region runs from base 108 to 671 and encodes 187 amino acids. The transcript is spliced from 2 exons. NCBI's taxonomy places the organism in Eukaryota, Metazoa, Arthropoda, Insecta, Coleoptera, Cerambycidae. The record is from RefSeq and is a predicted model, not a curated record.
CCUUCUUCUAGAUUAUUAAAUUUUCUAAUGUAUCUUCUAUGAAACUGUCCAUAAAUUUCAUCGACAGGACCAAAGUUGCUGUUAGCUGCAACAAACACUGAUUUGUGAUGAGGUUCCGAUUUUGUGGAGAUGCGGAUUGCCCGGACUGGGUUCUGGUGGAAAUAAACACUCUCUCCAAACUCUCCUCAGUUAAAUUAAAAUUAUUAGCACAAAUUGUAGCCCAAGGAGUAAUAAAUCCGCCGGUGGAUAUGGAAAAAGCUGAAAAACUAUUUGCAGAAUCCAAACUGGAUGCCAACAUAGAUUUGAAGGCAUGUAUGGCAUGUCUAACUUAUAUCUUGUCAUCUACGGUACGUUACAACUGUGACAGUAGUGCGCUACAAAGCGAAUUACAGCAGCUUGGCCUGCCGAGGGAACACAGUACUUCGAUAAAGCGAAUUGUGGAUGAUCAAAGUGCAAACCUUUCCAGUAAAUUUAAAGCAGCUUCUUUACAAAUCAAUCCAUUGGAACAAUAUUCCGUAAAAAUGGAUGAAGAUGUUAACUGUGCUGUUUUAGAUUUGGUGAUAGGUGGUGAGAAAAAGACUGCAACGUUGACACCGUUCACGCUAAAUGUUCUAAUAGAAAAUUUGAAAGAAGUUAGAAAAACUAUGGUUGAGUUGAAUGAUGCAUCUUAGGUACCUAAUCGUUAGAAAUCAUAUAUUUGAUAUGUUUAUAAGCAAAGACAAAGAAAUAAAAUCGUUUUAUUAUUA